Molecule: messenger RNA, 3305 nt
Organism: Corylus avellana
Lineage: Eukaryota; Viridiplantae; Streptophyta; Magnoliopsida; Fagales; Betulaceae
Product: Pentatricopeptide repeat (PPR-like) superfamily protein
Molecular function (GO): protein binding
Source: RefSeq, a predicted model, not a curated record
UACCGCAUCAAAAAGAGGGGGUGGGUCUUGAAAUGGGUAUUUGACCUCGAAAAUCUUGACCCGGCCCCCUAUAACCAGAUCCUUUUCUUCCCCCUCUCCGUUGAGAUUCAGUAAAACCAAAAGGUCCAAAACAACUCUGUAACCAUUUUCAUUUCGAGCAUUCUGCGACAAAACUCAGACUUCAUGGUAUUUUGUAAUUGUUUGGAUUUUUUUUAGCCUUGAGCAAUAGAAGCAGCUUUUUGCCUGCGUGGAGUGUAAUUUGGUUGGCAAGCUCUUUGUCGAAUGGCAAAGAUGAUUGUUGGAUCAGUGGCUUUGAAGCGAUCGAUAUCAACUUUGUCAUAUCUCCGCGAAAGAAUUAAACAAACAGAGAAUGAGAUUGUCGAUAUGUUUCGUUUACCUAGUACGAAAGAUGAAGUGCCAAACUUGCCCAUGAAGGGAAAGCUGUCGAGGAAGGACCCCUCUGUUCGAACAUUGGAUGAGAGAUUUAUAAGGAUUUUGAAAAUAUUCAAGUGGGGACCUGAUGCGGAAAAGGCCUUGGAAGUGCUAAAGUUGAAGGUGGAUCAUCGAUUGGUUCGUGAGGUUCUGAAGAUAGACGUUGAGAUCAAUGUUAAAAUUCAGUUUUUCAAAUGGGCUGGGAAGAGGAGGAACUUUGAACAUGACUCAACUACCUACCUGGCUUUUAUCCAUUGCUUGGAUGAAGCUGGGGUAGUUGGAGAAAUGUGGAAGACAAUCCAGGAGAUGGUUAGGAGUACAUGUAUUAUUGUUCCAUCUGAGUUAUCGGAAAUUGUCAGAGUCUUGGGUAAGGCUAAGAUGGUCAACAAGGCACUAUCUGUCUUUUACCAGAUAAAGAGUCGCAAGUGCAAACCCACGGCAAAUACUUACAAUUCCAUGAUCUUGAUGCUGAUGCAAGAAGGUCAUCAUGAAAAAGUCCAUGAGCUUUAUAAUGAGAUGUGUAAUGAAGAUAACUGUUUCCCAGAUACAGUGACAUAUAGUGCACUCAUAUCAGCAUUUGGGAAAUUGGGUCGUGAGGAUUCCGCCAUGAGGUUGUUUGAUGAGAUGAAGGAGAAUGGCUUGCAGCCCACUGCAAAGAUUUAUACGACAUUGUUGGGAAUGUUUUUCAAGCUGGGUAGGGUAGAGGAAGCUUUGGGUCUAGUCCAAGAGAUGAAAGAGAAGGGGUGUCCUCUAACUGUCUUUACUUACACAGAGUUGAUAAAGGGGCUUGGGAAAGUUGGGAGGAUUGAAGAGGCUUACAGUAUAUAUAUUGAUAUGCUCAAAGGGGGUGUUAAGCCUGAUGUUGUGCUCAUAAACAAUCUGAUAAACAUUUUUGGAAGAGCAGAUCGUUUGCAAGAAGCUCUUAAAAUUUUUAGUGAAAUGGAAUCUUUGCAAUGCAAACCGAAUGUCGUGACAUAUAACACUGUAAUAAAGGCUUUAUUUACAUCCAAAGCUCCAGCUUCCGAGGCUUCUUCAUGGUUUGAAAAGAUGAAGGCAACUGGUGUUGCUCCCAGCUCGUUUACUUAUUCAAUUCUUAUUGAUGGUUUUUGCAAAACAAAUAGAGUUGAGAAAGCUUUAUUGCUUCUUGAAGAGAUGGAUGAAAAGGGUUUUCCUCCUUGCCCAGCUGCCUAUUGCAGCCUGAUAAAUAGUCUUGGAAAAGCAAAACGGUAUGAAGCUGCAAAUGAGUUAUUUCAAGAAUUGAAAGAGAACUGUGGACGCUCAAGUGCUCGUGUAUAUGCUGUAAUGAUCAAACACUUUGGGAAAUGUGGGCGUCUCAGUGAAGCUGUAGAUCUUUUUAAUGAGAUGAAGAAACUUGGAUGCAAUCCUGAUGUUUAUGCUUAUAACGCACUCAUGUCAGGGAUGGUAAGGGCUGGCAUGAUAGACGAAGCUCAUUCCUUACUUAGAACAAUGGAAGAAAAUGGUUGCUAUCCAGACAUAAACUCACAUAAUAUCAUUCUAAAUGGCUUGGCUAGAACUGGUGGCCCAAAGCGGGCUGUUGAGAUGUUUACAAAGAUGAAACAAUCGAAGAAUAAGCCAGAUGCAGUUUCUUACAACACUCUUCUUGGCUGUCUAAGCCGAUCUGGUAUGUUUGAGGAAGCCGCUAAGCUGAUGAAAGAAAUGAAUUCUAGAGGUUUUGAAUAUGAUCUUAUCACUUACUCAUCAAUACUUGAGGCGGUUGGUAAGGUUGAUGAAGAUCGUAAUCCUGUCACUUUGUGAAAGAACUAGGUCAGACUACCACUCUUGGAUACUGGAAGCUAGGUCAUCUUACCUUGCUAAUUUUGACUCAGAAUGUGUGCAAGAGAGCCAUAGAUAGAUGACAAGCCAUGUAUAGUGGUUGCAAUUUGACCAAAAAGGUUGAUUAAAACCCACAGGAAAGCUGCCAUAGUAAUUUGAUAAUGAAACUGAAAAACAUCAGUUGAAUUGGAGAAGAUUGAUUCUCCACAGACAACUCUUUGAUUAGUUGUCCCUGUCUGCAGAUUUGCAAUGAGGAUUGUUCUCAGGCUCCAACACUUUGCAUUGCCUUGUUGGAUAAUUCAAGCAGCAAAUUUGGUAAUUGAAUGGUCUGACUUGUAAUAGUAUUAGAACAUCUUACAAAUUAUAUUCGAGAAAAUACUGAUGGGCAUCCUCUUUCACAAACAGGGACAAUUUGAAAAGUCUGUGAAUAAGAAGUUUGAAGAUGUUUUUGAAUCCAUGUUUCAUAGUCCUUAUGAAGAAACCAAAGCAAUGGCAAGGAAAAUCUGGAGAAGUGAGUUUGCAGCAGCCUGGGAUCACAGAACAUUGAUGAAUGAGACAUUUCAAAAGUCUCUCAGAACGAUGGAGAACAUCAUUAAAUAUCUGAAUCCUUUUUUAUGACAAAACUUUUGUGUAUGCUCAUUAAAUUAAAUUGGAUUAACCUCUAGAGAAAUAGUAUGAAUAUAACACAGCGAUCAACCAAAGUUUUUCUUACUGAAUUUUGAUCUUUAAUGAGGGACGGAUUUGAGUGGCUACUAAAUUAAAUCUUUACGAAAGCUUUUCUACUCAUCCAAACAUGAAGGGGGGACUUGUUUGGGUAUCGAUGUUCACCUUAAUGCAUGAAAAAGUCCAAAACUACCAUUAUUGCUUUUUUGGCAUAGUGGAAAAUGGUGGAAGGAGACUGCAUUAUGAAAGAUGAUGGAGCCUUACAAGCAGGUGAUGCCUUGGAAAAGUAAAAGUGCAAGACGUGUGCUUAUAUCUAAAGACCAAGAACGCAAUGAACUUUAACCUUUGGUGGACCAGAUGAUACUUCACUUUUAAGACGAGCAAUUCUAAAUAUUUAUCUCCUAUUCCUAUUCCUA